Danio aesculapii is the source of this 3081-nucleotide messenger RNA. It is a transcript of the gene sfrp2, whose product is annotated as secreted frizzled-related protein 2. Lineage: Eukaryota; Metazoa; Chordata; Actinopteri; Cypriniformes; Danionidae. The coding region runs from base 46 to 930 and encodes 294 amino acids. The record is from RefSeq and is a predicted model, not a curated record. The transcript has 3 exons. Gene Ontology annotation, molecular function: Wnt-protein binding. Gene Ontology annotation, biological process: negative regulation of canonical Wnt signaling pathway; non-canonical Wnt signaling pathway; canonical Wnt signaling pathway.
ACAGAGGAGAAUUCAGUUACCCACGGACGCUCAGCUGAAGUGAAGAUGCGCGCUUAUCUGGCUCUGCUGGUUGCGCUUUCCAUCCCGGGAUAUCUGGAUGCGCUUCACGGAUUAUACGCCUUCGAUCAGCCCGAUGUUUUUCAGAAAAAGAGCAACUGUAAGCCUAUACCUACAAACCUGCUCCUGUGCCAUGACAUCGAGUACACAAACAUGCAUCUGCCUAACCUCCUCGGACACGAGACCAUGAACGAGGUUCUGCAACAAGCAUCCUCCUGGACCCCUCUGGUGAGGAAACAGUGUCACCCGGAUACCAAGAAGUUUCUCUGCUCUCUCUUCGCUCCGGUGUGUUUGGAUGACCUGGACGAGCCCAUCCAGCCGUGCAGGUCUCUGUGUGAGAGUGUGAAGAGCGGCUGCGCUCCGGUGAUGGCCGCUUUUGGGUUCCCUUGGCCGGACAUGCUGGACUGCAGGCGCUUCUCUCUGGAUAAUGACCUGUGCAUACCGCCUGCUGGCGCUGAUGCUUUAGUUCCAGUCACCAAGGAAGUUCCAAGAGUAUGUGAUGCCUGCAAAGAAAAGCCUGAGAAUGACAAUGAAAUUGUGGACAGCCUAUGCAAAAAUGACUUUGCUUUAAAGAUCAAAGUCAAGGAGAUCUCCUACAUGAAUGGUGACACCAAGAUCAUUCCAGAAACUAAGAGCAAGAUGAUCUACAAGACGAAUGGUGGCGUCACUGACCACGACUUUAGGAAGACGGUGCUUUGGCUAAAAGAUGGUCUUCAGUGUGUGUGCGAUGAACUAAAUGACAUCAAUGCUGCUUAUCUGGUGAUGGGCCAGAAGAUGGAUGGAAAUUUGGUCAUCACGUCGGUGAAACGCUGGCAGAAGGGUCAACGAGAGUUUAAGAGAAUUUCUCGCAGUAUUCGCAAACUUCAGUGCUAGAACUUGUCCAUUCAAAUUACUCAUGUGCUCAGAUAAUCUUGAAAAUGAACACCUGUAACAAUCACAACAUAGAUACAGGUGAAGGUUUAUUCAUGAGCCAACUGUCUGCUUUAGCAGUGGCAUUUUGAGAAAAGAAUGGUCAGAGCUCAGGAUUGGGAAUGGUGGAUAUUUCAAAAAGCACCUAGCAUAAAAUAGAUUCAGUCUCACCAGUUCGUUUUUCCUCAUGAGUUUUACUUUACCUGUUAUAUUUACUACAAAACUUGUUUGUUUAUUUCCCUCCUCUAGCAUAGUUAACCUUACAAAACGUAACAAAUUAAAUAAAAUAAAAGAUGAAAUUAAUGAGAUGUUAUAAAAAGUUCAUAAAGACAUCGUGAAUGCAAGUCAUUAUCCAGUUAUGUAAAUCCAGUUUAAUCCAUGUCUUUUGAGGAGAUAUUAUCACUUGAUGAACAAGCUUAUUUUAGGCUAUUAUUUGGAAAACAUGGAACUGGCAUAUAUAGCGGAACCAACCUCACUCUUAAACUCCAAAAAUACCCCAGGAUAUUAACAAUUUGAUCCAUAUUAAUUACUUUUAAACAAAGCAGCAAAGAUUUAGAUUUGAUAUCUCAACUUGCAUUAAAAAAAGACCUUUGUUAGUGUUUUAAAAAUGAAGAGAAUUUUUUAAUUAAAUAUUUUGGAAUAACAUGAGAGUAUUUGGUGACAGAAUUGUAAUAUUUGGAUUAAUGAACCCUUCAUUUGAUGUCAUUUAAAUCAACUGCGCUUCCAGCUUUGUUUUGGCAUUUGAGGAGGGUAUUUUUGUCCGUUUAUACAUCACAACACCACUGUACACAAAUUAAUGUGUAUGCAAAAUUGAUUUACUGAGCAUAACGUGAAGUAAAUACAAAGGUUUAGAUCUUGAACUUAAAGACAUACCUAAAAUGAAAAUUACCUUAUCAUUUAUUCCCCCUCAUGUGAUAUUAAACUGAGUUUCUUCUGUUUAACACAAAAGAAGAUACUUAGAAAAAUGCUUGCUGGCAGCCAUUGACUUCCAUAGUAAAAAAAAGCAUUACCAUGGAAGUCAAUUGGUGCCACCUACCAGCAUUUUUCAAAAUAUCAUCUUUUGUGUUCAGCAUAAGAAAGAAAUUCAAAUAGGUUUGAAGAGGUGAAGGGCAAAGGUAAAAUCUUGAACAUAAGAUUUUGAAAUGGAGCGAAUAUGAAAGAAGGUGCCUGAGAAUCAAAUACCUGUCAUUGGACAUAGACAGUAGUACAUAUCCUAAGCAAUUUUGUUGGGUAUACUUAUUCUUUUCUCAUAUCAAAUAUGAUCAAAAACAUGUUUUUCUUUAGCAAUCCAUUUUCUACAUGGAUCUGAAUCUGCCAACAGUGAAUAAGUGAGAGUGCAUGUGUGAGUAGUUUUGCUAAAAGUACUUUUUUAUCAGCACAAUGAGAUAGCUGGCUCUACUCUCAAUGUUUAAAAUAUCCCAAGUGACACUAGCAUAUGAAACAUGGUCAUGUAUGGUAACGUGAAUGUUUUCAUUUGUCCCCAGACAUCUUUUAAGAAGGUAAAAUAAUACAUGAUGCCUUUAACCCAGUGUUUUGCCUUCUUUCUACUUGAGCCUAAAUACUGCACUGUUCCUAUGUUAUAUCUACCCUUUGAAAUACAAUCAGUUGUUUUAUAUAGUUUUGGUUUAUCUAAAGUCAGUUUAGUGGUUUAUCUUCUUUUUGUUAUUAUACUCUAUGGGUCUGUCAUGCUUGCAUAGUUGCUUGCUGUUUUCCUUUGUUUAGGCUUGAGUACUUAGUAUUAGAGUAAAGUCACAUGCUGGUAAAACCACAGAGAAGUGCUUUUCUCUCAGUCUCAGUGUUGCACUGUUACAGCAAUGUUGAUUCAAUUGUAUUUUGUUGUGCAAACUGGUUAGGGAAAUAGGUCUCAUUAUAACAUCCAAACUUUUAUGAUACUCUGUAAAUAUUCAGAUUUUAUGCCUGUACAUAGUUUCAACACCUGUAGCAUUUGAUGUGUUCCUCGCAGUAGCAAUAUGUCAUCAUUUAAUUAGUGUUAAGUGCAUUUAUUAACACCCACCGCCAUGUAAUGUACAUUACUAUUACCAUUUAUGAUUUGUAUCAUUUGUCAUCAGCAGUCACACAAUACAAAGAGCAAAUAAAAUUCAUAAAGAUCAGAAA